Messenger RNA from Danaus chrysippus (African queen), 696 nucleotides. NCBI's taxonomy places the organism in Eukaryota, Metazoa, Arthropoda, Insecta, Lepidoptera, Nymphalidae. The record is from the annotation of a GenBank genome assembly.
UUGAUUCAAACAUUGAUUACAAUAAGUGAAAAUUUGUUACAGCUAAGCUAUUGCGGUCAGGAUUGUCAAAGGAUACCGCCUUCAUUAUGGAACAUGUAUGGGGCAAAAGUAAAUUACCUAGAUUUAAGUUACAAUAGUAUAGAGACGCUUAAAGGUUUGGAAAACUUCAAGAAACUAGAAGAACUUAUAUUAGAUAACAACAGAUUAGGCGAUUCAGUCGCCUUUCCGUAUAUGCCACAUUUGAAGACGCUAUCAUUAAAUAAUAAUCAGAUAACAGACUUGGAUGGUUUAAUAAAUAAGAUAUGCGAAAACUUCCCCUCGCUGUCAUACUUGAGUCUGCUAAGUAAUAAGGCAUGCCCCAACCAACUGUCUGAUCAAGAGAAAGAUGACACAGAUUAUCAGAGAUACAGGUACUUCGUUCUAUACAAGAUCCAGAACCUACGUUUCCUAGACUCGCGUCGUGUUUCGUCUUCUGAGCGUCGCGAGGCCGCAAGGAAAGGGGACUUCGCGAGAGUUCGACGACCUCCUCCUCCCCCCAAAACUUCACCCCCCACACCACAACACACUCUGGCGAGACCCCUGCCUUUAGACCUCAACGCCCUCGGUAAACAUAAAGGUGCUUACGGUAAAUGUCUUUACAAAUACACGGGAAAGCAUUCCGAGGGUAACCGGUUCAUUGUCAAUAGCGAUCUUUGA